AUGUGCUACAUGUGUCAGCCGCCGCAGACCUACGGCGUCCUGAAGCGGCGCCACGACUGGAGCCUGAAGCUGCAGCAGUUCUUCGCCAGCGACUAUGGACACCAGUUUGUGCGUCACUCAAACAUGUCCCCCAGAAACAAACUCCAUCUGUCACAGGAUCUGAGAGUUAAGAUCAAAGAUGAAGAGCUCUGCUCCUCCGAAUCUCGAAUCUAUCUGAUCUAG
Molecule: messenger RNA, 222 nt
Organism: Knipowitschia caucasica
Lineage: Eukaryota; Metazoa; Chordata; Actinopteri; Gobiiformes; Gobiidae
Source: the annotation of a GenBank genome assembly